Molecule: messenger RNA, 1401 nt
Organism: Acanthosepion pharaonis
Lineage: Eukaryota; Metazoa; Mollusca; Cephalopoda; Sepiida; Sepiidae
Source: the annotation of a GenBank genome assembly
AUGUCACUGUUUUUAUUCCUUCAUCGCACCAUUCUGUCGUUACUGGCAUCAGCUGUUAGAUGGCAUCCCCCCACCCACGGUAAACUCCUGCCGCAGUUUCUAAGAAAAAGAACAACAGUCGCGGAUGAUACAAAUGUUCUUCAUCGCUUCUUUCUGUUGGAGUUGACGACUGGAAACGGAAAACACACAAUCUCUCUCUCUCUCUCUCUCACAAUCUCUCUCUCUCUCACACACAACCUUUCUCUCUAUCUCUCUCGAAAUUUUCUUAAAAAUGCCCUGGAAGCCCUCAGCACAUAUCUCUGGAAGCCCUGGAAGCCCUCAGCACAUAUCUCUAGAAGCCCUGGAAGCCCUCUAUACAUAUCUCUGGAAGCCCCCUACACAUAUCUUUGUUUUUUCUUGUUUCUCUCUCUCUCUCUCUCUCUCUCUCAACAUCUCUUUAUUCAUCUCUUUAUUUCUCUGUCACUAUCUUCUUUUGCUGCCUCUCUCACUCCAUCUUUUUCUCUCUCACUCUUUCUGUCUUUUCAUCUCUCAUUCAGUCAGGCUCUCUAUCUUUUUACUCUUAGUCUCCUUCUGUCAUUUCUCUCCCACUCUCUCUGUCUUUUCUCUUUCACUCCCUCUAACUUUUCCUCUCUCAUUCUCCCAGGUUCUCUCUCAUAUGACCCUUACUCCCCUUCUGUCAUUUCACUCUCACUCUGUGAUAUCUGUCUUUUUACUCUUACUUUCCUUUUAUCAUUUUUCUUUUCCUCUCUCUGUCUUUUCCUCUCUCAUUCUCUCAGGCUCUCUGUCAUUUUACUCUUAAUCUUCUGUCAUUUCUCUCUCUUUGUCUUUUUCUCUUUCACUCUCUCUGUCUUUCCUCUCUCAUUCUCUCAGGUCCUCUGUUAUUUUUCUGUUAAUGUCCUUUCGUCAUUUCUCUCUUAUUCUCUCUGUCUUUUUCUCUCUCACUCUCUCUUUCUUUCUUUGCCACUCACUCUCUCUGUUUUUCUCUCUCAGUCUCUUUAUCUUUUCUAUCUGAUUUCUUCAUUCUCUUUCUUCCCUACUCUUUGCACCCCACUCUUCCUAUAUCUGUUUAUCUCUCUCUUCCCCUCAUCUGUCUCUCUUUUUUACUGUUUCCAUAAAAAUGUUUCUCUUUCUUCCAUUAUUGUUUCUCUCUGUUCAUUGCUUUGUCCUUUUUUUUUUUUUUUCAAUCAUUUUCCUCAAAAUUUUCUCUCUAUGCCUCUUCAUUUCUUUCUCUCCUACUUUUUUUUGUUUCUCUCUUUUCUGGUUCUUAUAUUCUCUCUCUCUUUCUCUCUAAGUCUGUUCCCUCUCCUCUCUUUUGCAUCUACUAUUUCCUUGAUUCUUAUUCUGUCUCUAUUUCCCUUUUCUUUCUAUCUCUUCUUUGUUAAAACAAAUUGUCUUCAUUAG